AUGAAUGCAACGGAUAUACGUUUAAAAGCAUGGACGCCUGCAGUACCGCGCAAAACACCGGACAACAUUGUGUCUUCGAGUUAUACAACAACGAGAGCGUUCGUGCCGUCUUAUGAAAAAGAGAAAAGACCUUGCAUAGAACAACUACUCUCAAAUGAAUAUCAACGAAUUUGGUGGCAGGAAAAAAUAAUUUGGGAUAAGACUGUAACUACUAAAAGAUUUGCAAGCAAAAAGAUAUUACCCCGUAAGAUGAUUAAGAGAAAAGUACCAAAAUGUGUGACUGUUAAAUAUCCAAUAAGAGAAGAGCGAUUGAAAGAUAAAAAGAGAGAAGAGUUUCAAAAGAAGUCUGCUCAGAUUCCUAAAAUUGAAGAGACGAUAUUUGCAAAACAUAAGAACUAUGAAGAAACAAAGUCACAGAAUCGCGAAGAAAUAAAAACGGAGAAUCGUGAAGAAACAAAGUCACAGAAUCGCGAAGAAAUAAAAAUAGAGAAUCGUGAAGAAACAAAAUCACAGAAUCGCGAAGAAAUAAAAACAGAGAAUCGUGAAGAAACAAAAUCAGAAAAGUCUGAGAAAGAAAACAUUCAAGCAGAAUACAGAGAAACGAAAUCAGAACAAGUUGAGGAAGCGAAAUCAGAAAAAAGCGAAGAAACGAAAUCAGAAAAAUAUAAGGGAACUAAAUCAGAAGAAUACGAAGAAACGAAAUCGCAAGAACAUGAAGAAACAAAAUCAGAAAAAAAUUUGGAAGUAAAAUCGGAAGAGACACAUCGUGAAGAAACACAAUUAAAAAAAUAG
Atta colombica is the source of this 792-nucleotide messenger RNA. RefSeq names its product probable inactive protein kinase DDB_G0270444. The record is from RefSeq and is a predicted model, not a curated record. The coding region runs from base 1 to 792 and encodes 263 amino acids. NCBI's taxonomy places the organism in Eukaryota, Metazoa, Arthropoda, Insecta, Hymenoptera, Formicidae. The transcript has 4 exons.